Messenger RNA from Galendromus occidentalis (western predatory mite), 554 nucleotides. RefSeq names its product homeodomain-only protein. The record is from RefSeq and is a predicted model, not a curated record. Gene Ontology annotation, biological process: regulation of transcription by RNA polymerase II; cell differentiation. Gene Ontology annotation, molecular function: DNA binding; DNA-binding transcription factor activity, RNA polymerase II-specific. The transcript has 3 exons. NCBI's taxonomy places the organism in Eukaryota, Metazoa, Arthropoda, Arachnida, Mesostigmata, Phytoseiidae. Gene Ontology annotation, cellular component: nucleus. Bases 186 to 455 code for a protein of 89 amino acids.
UGUUAUUAGGAGAGGCGUGGUGCGCACAUCCGGCGUCUCUCCGGUGCUUCGCUUUCGCAACCCACGCGAAUAUUCCAGCUCCUCUCCGACCCAAGCGCGCGGGAUAAGUUGCCCAGCACGAUGCGUGCGGCGAUGUGUCUGACUUAUCCCGAGCCCUGCAAGCAGCGUGCAGUUUCGUUCCGAAGAUGACCUUGAGGACAGCUGAAACCACGGCCGUUUACGCCUAUCUCCGGCCCGAAAUCAAGGAGCGUCUGCCAUUCGUCCGUCCUCAGCAUGAAGUGGGUCUGGAAGAGUACUUCCGUCGGGAUAAGAAUCCGCAGAUCGCGGAUCUCGUCGUAUUGGCGGCCGAGUUGGGCUUGCCUGUGCAAGCCGUCAGAAUCUGGUUCGACCAUCGUCUUGCGAAAUGGAGGAGGGGAGAAGGUUUGAACGCGAACUGGAGAUUGCUCACGGAGUGAUUGAGGGAGCGUCCGAUUCGAUCAUUGAAGGUCCAAGACCGCGAAUGCUUUGAUACCGGUGAAAGUCAAGGAUUUGAAGCAAUAAAGAUCCGAUUUGAA